Messenger RNA from Dimorphilus gyrociliatus, 588 nucleotides. The record is from the annotation of a GenBank genome assembly. NCBI's taxonomy places the organism in Eukaryota, Metazoa, Annelida, Polychaeta, Dinophilidae.
UCUUUUAACAUCAUGUAUUGAGCGAUAUUACCUUACUGAAUAAAUAUAAUUUAGACUGUAGCUCUUAAUUUGACGCUUAGAAAUUUACCUGCACAGAAAAUGUCCAAGUACUACUUGAUUAACCUUGCGGGGGGAACCAUAGAGGAGGAGAAAAUGAGAGAAAUUCCUCAUCCUUACCUAGAGUUAGGAUUACAUAUUACCCUGAAGACAACUCAGGCGUUCGCUCUUUUGGGUUUGGGCGCUGUGGGCCCAAUCCUUGGUCUUACUCAAGGAAAAGAUAAGAAAGAAAUGGCCAUGAAGUGCUGUCAAAUGGGAGCAGUUGGUGGAGCUCUAUUUGGACCAGUCCUUUCCAUGUUGACAAUGAAGAAUAUGUCAGCUGAAGGAGCAUAUGACAGAGCCUAUAGAUUGAGAUACAACGCAAAUCAAGUUAAUGUUGAUAGAGUAUCUCUACUUGGAGCAGCAGGAGCAACGGCAGCAGCUUCGUACAUGUUCACUCCGGAUCAGAAAAUGGCACCUAAGGCCUGUGCAGUAGGUCUAGCUGGGGGUGUUGUUCUCGGUUCUCUAUACAACAUGUUAUUCCGUCGUUAA